Papaver somniferum (opium poppy) is the source of this 1335-nucleotide messenger RNA. RefSeq lists its product as uncharacterized. Bases 1 to 1335 code for a protein of 444 amino acids. The transcript is spliced from 2 exons. The record is from RefSeq and is a predicted model, not a curated record. NCBI's taxonomy places the organism in Eukaryota, Viridiplantae, Streptophyta, Magnoliopsida, Ranunculales, Papaveraceae.
AUGUGUCUAUCAGUCCCUGGAAUGAAUGUACUAGGAUGUAAAUGGGUCUACAAAAUCAAACUUAAGGAAGAUGUCACUUUAGAGAGACACACAGAUAGACUUGUAGUUCAGGGCUAUAAUCAAAUUGGUGGUGUGGAUUAUGAGGAAACUUUUAGUCCAGUAGUUAAGCCAUCUACUAUCAGAUGUGUUCUCAGUCUUGCCUUAAAUAAAAAAUGGCCCAUUAGGAAAUUGGAUGUAUCCAAUGCUUUCUUACAUGGAGAUUUAAAUGAAGAUGUGUACAUGAUGUUGCCUCCUGGUUUUGUCUCUAUAGGAAUCCUUCUUAUCAAGUCUGGUGUUAAAAGGAUUCUUCUGGUCUAUGUUGAGGAAAUUAUACUAGUUGGCAGUUCAGAUGAUGUGUUAUCCACUUUUAUUACUUCUUUAAGUGCUGCUUUUGCUAUGAAGCAUUUGGGAUCAUUAUCUUAUUUUUUAGGUAUGGAAGCACUUUUCACUUACAACACCAAUUCUUUGCUUCUUACUCAAAAUAAAUAUUCCUUGGAGUUAUUAAAGAAGUUUGACAUGUUAGAAUGCAAACCAUGCAAAACACCAAUUGCUCCAGGUCAAAGAGACUCUAUUUCUGAUGGUACUGUUUUAAAGGAUUCUUCUACUUAUAGAAGUUUAGUUGGAGGUCUUCAAUACUUGGCUUUUACAAGGCCUGACAUCAGUUAUGAUGUGAACUAUGUUUCACAAUUCAUGCACAAACCAACUGAUAUUCACUUGCAGCUUCUUAAAAGAAUUUUGAGGUAUAUUAAAGGCUCUUUAAGAUCUGGUAUUACUCUUAUUAGGGGUAACUGCACUACUAUUACUGCAUAUAGUGAUAGUGAUUGGGAUGGUUGUCCAUAUUCUAGAAGAUCCACAACUGGUUAUUGUGUGUUUCUGGGAGAUAAUCUGGUUUCUUGGUCAUCCAAGAAACAACCAACUAUAGAUCAUUCUUCCACUGAAGCUGAAUACAAAGCUUUGGUUGUUGCUGCUUCUGAAGUUAGAUGGAUUUCAUAUAUUUUGGAUGAAUUGGGAGUUCCUCUUACUACUCCUUGUCUCAUGUACUGUGCUAAUAUGGGAGCAAGAAGCUUAGCUUCAAAUCCAGUCUGCCAUGCUCGCACCAAGCACAUUGAAGUAGAUUAUCACUUUGUCAGAAGUUUGGUCAUGAUUGGAUUUCUCUUUGUUAAAUAUGUUCAUACUCUGGACCGAAUUGCAAAUUUUUUUAUAAAGGGUCUCAACAAGAAGUUGUUCUUCAAGUUACAAGGAAAACUGAUGCAUUACCAGAGUGUUCAGUUUGAAGGGGGUUGUAAGAGAACAUAA